This is a messenger RNA of Geodia barretti, 597 nucleotides long. NCBI's taxonomy places the organism in Eukaryota, Metazoa, Porifera, Demospongiae, Tetractinellida, Geodiidae. The record is from the annotation of a GenBank genome assembly.
AUGCGGAGGACAGAAUUGAUUGGCGAAGACAAGCAAGAUGAUGAUGCUCCGGAUUCCAAUGACGGUGACGAACUCCUACGGCAGGCGCUUUCAGAAAUAGAGCCGCUGCCGGACCCCAUGGAGGACAUGGAGCGCGAACGCGAUCAGUUCAGGGCUCUGGCCCAGCGCGCCCAGGCAGACCUCGUGAACUACAGGCGUCGCGUCGCCGAAGAACGCCAGGAACUACAGCGCAACGCUAACUCAAGCCUGAUACUGAAGUUUCUGGGCGUCGUCGACGACUUCGAGCGGGCAAUUGCAAUGCUCCCUGUGGACGCUGCGGGAUGGCAGGAAGGGCUGAUGCUGGUAAAGCGCAAUCUCGACAACCUGCUGGAGUCUGAGGGCGUCAGCAAAAUCGAGGCGGCAGGCAAGCCCUUCGACCCGUGGGAACAUGAAGCUGUCCACUAUUUGGAGACUCCGGACGCAGAUGACGGCACUAUUAUCGAAGUGUUCCGCGACGGCUACCGGCUGCACGACAAGGUAUUGCGCGCGUCGCAGGUCAUCGUGGCAAAGGCUCCGACGGUAGCGCAUGCGGAUUCAGAUAGCCCACUUAACUCAUAA